Molecule: messenger RNA, 513 nt
Organism: Meloidogyne enterolobii
Lineage: Eukaryota; Metazoa; Nematoda; Chromadorea; Rhabditida; Meloidogynidae
Source: the annotation of a GenBank genome assembly
AUGGAAACGGCGCGUGGAACAGGAACCGAACUCUUUUCUUAUGCUCCCGGAUCUGAGGACACGGCAAUUUCAGUAAAGGAAAAAACAGCGGUAGAAGUAAGCAAACGUUUGGGGAGUGGGUCUGCUGCUGGUGGAAGGGGUAGUAUGAAAACAGCUGUGCUUAGAGAUGAACUGGAAGAUGAUGAGGCAGGAUUUGAAAAUGCAAAGACAGCUGUGCCUGGAGAGGGAAGUGGAGCUACAAAGACUGCAGCAGCACCAGAUGCAAAAGAAUCGCCCGUAGAGGACAAGGAAGGAAGAGGAGGAGGGGCAAAGACAGCAAUUAGUGGUGAUGAUACAACUGGAGAGACAAAAACUGAUGAAGAAAAGAAGGAAAAUGAAGAAGAGAAAAAAGAAGGAAAGGAAGAAGCAGCCGAGGGAGAGGAAGGCUCGGAGGAAUAAAAGAAUUUGUAGAAGUAAUGAAAGAUGUUGAGAGAAUAGAUGUAAAAAAGAAUAUAAUAAUUUGUAAAUUGUAGA